This is a messenger RNA of Gadus macrocephalus (Pacific cod), 2517 nucleotides long. RefSeq names its product solute carrier family 23 member 4 (gene slc23a4). The transcript is spliced from 14 exons. Gene Ontology annotation, cellular component: membrane. The coding region runs from base 186 to 2069 and encodes 627 amino acids. Gene Ontology annotation, molecular function: transmembrane transporter activity. Gene Ontology annotation, biological process: transmembrane transport. The record is from RefSeq and is a predicted model, not a curated record. Lineage: Eukaryota; Metazoa; Chordata; Actinopteri; Gadiformes; Gadidae.
AGGGCCGCCGCCUACCUGUGUUUCUUGGAUGAACUAUCACGAACAAAAAAGUUGCAGAUGAAAUCAAGUGACAUCGAGGCCUGGUGAGUGCAUUUGUUGGAGAACACCGUUGGCCUGCCCAAGGAAUCCUGUGUCUACAGCAACUACCAGUUGGAGAGUCAUCCAUUUCUGCUUUGGUGGUUCCGAUGGCAGCCUACAAGCAAGUGAUCUGCAAUCAAGUCUUGCAAUCGAUUGAGACUGUCAUGGCUCCUGAGAGGGAAGGCAACCGUCCCGAAAACUACAAUUUUGCGACAGAGGAUGUGAACUCUGAAUUUUCGACGGAGGAAGAAAGGGACAAGUUAGCCUACUGUGUCACGGAUGUGCCUCCCUGGUAUCUGUGUAUCAUCCUCGGUAUUCAGCACUGCUUAACUGCUUUUGGGGGGAUCAUCGCGAUCCCCCUGAUCCUGUCCCAGGGGCUGUGCCUGCAACAUGACAGCCUGACCCAGAGUCACCUCAUCAGCACCAUCUUCUUGGUCUCAGGGGUCUGCACGCUGCUCCAGGUCACCUUCGGGGUCAGGUUGCCUAUCCUUCAAGGCGGUACCUUCACACUGCUGGCUCCGUCCAUGGCCAUGCUGUCUAUGCCCGAGUGGACGUGUCCGGCCUGGACGCAGAACGCCACCCUGGUCAACACCUCCUCUCCAGUGUUCAUCGAAGUGUGGCAGAGCCGGAUGAGGGCAUUGCAGGGCUCCAUCAUGGUGGGUUCCCUCUUCCAAGUCGUGGUGGGCUUCUCAGGCCUUAUCGGUCUCUUCAUGCGCUUCAUCGGCCCGCUGACCAUCGCGCCCACCAUCUCUCUCAUCGGCCUGUCGCUGUUUGAGUCGGCUGGUGCCAACGCCGGCAACCACUGGGGUAUCUCUACCAUGACCACAGCGUUGAUCAUCUUGUUCUCCCAGUACCUCCGCAGGGUGCCGGUGCCUUUCCCAGCUUACAGCCAGCACAAGAAACUCCACACCACCAGCAUCUACGUCUUCCAGAUCCUCCCUGUUCUGUUGGGCAUCACGGUGUCGUGGCUCAUCUGCUAUAUCCUGACAGUCAGCGACGUGCUGCCCUCGGACCCCAACACCUACGGCCACCUGGCCCGCACCGACACUAAAGGAGAUGUCAUCGGCCAGGCCUCCUGGAUCAUGUUCCCCUACCCGGGCCAGUGGGGGAGGCCCACCGUGAGCCUGGCGGGGGUGUUUGGCAUCCUGGCCGGGGUCAUCUCCUCCAUGAUAGAGUCGGUGGGGGACUAUCACGCCUGUGCCAGACUCUCCGGGGCCCCCCCCCCGCCCAGACAUGCCAUCAACAGGGGCAUCGGCAUGGAGGGCCUGGGCUGCUUGCUGGCGGGGGCCUGGGGCACCGGCAACGGCACCACCUCAUACAGUGAGAAUGUGGGGGCCCUUGGUAUAACUAAGGUGGGCAGUCGCAUGGUGAUCGUGGCGAGUGGCGUCCUGAUGGUGGCCAUGGGCGUGUUUGGUAAGAUCGGGGCUAUCUUCACCACCAUCCCGACGCCCGUGGUGGGAGGAAUGUUCAUGGUCAUGUUUGGAGUGAUCUCCGCAGCUGGGGUUUCUAAUCUCCAGUACACAGACAUGAAUUCUUCUAGAAACAUCUUCAUCUUUGGCUUCUCCAUGUUCUCCGGCCUCGUCAUUCCCAACUGGAUCAUGAAGAACCCCACUGCCAUAGCGACGGGCGUGGUGGAGCUGGACCAGGUGUUCCAGGUGUUGCUGACCACCAGUAUGUUUGUCGGAGGCUUCUUUGGGUUCUUUCUGGACAACACCAUCCCGGGCUCCAAGGUGGAGCGAGGCAUCGUGGCGUGGAACCAGACCCACCAGGAGGCCGGCGGCGCCCUGGAGAGCGACGAGGUGUACGACCUCCCGUUCGGCAUCAGCUCCUUCUUCCAGAAGUCCUCCUGGACGCGCUACAUCCCCUUCUGCCCUCCCCGGAGGCCCGGCCUGCUGGACGGCUACGACGCCAACGCUAACUCCAUGGACAUCAAGCACCUCCCUCAGGACCAGACCUCCUCUCACGUCAUCAUAGCGGCGGCCUCCAUGUAGGCGUCACUGUCGCACGCUACCUCCUGCCCAGUGUGUGGCCGGACUUGACAAAGGAUCAAUUGCAGGGUUUUUUACGGUGGGUGUAACAGAAGGACGACGGAGACACUGGAGGAUAAUGUGAAUACAAUUGAUUGUAAGUUUUAAAUGGACAUUUCUUAUUCUUCCUUGAUUGCUUAUAUAUUGAUAGUGUAUUGUUGAGGUGUGUUAUGUGUCAUGUUGCAUUAUAUUCUGCUGCAAUCACAGGGAGAUAAAUACAAAUCUUUGACAAGCCUUUCUUACCAACUUUUUCUAGAAGAUACUUUCAUUUAUUCAUUACUGCUCAUUAAUAUUGUAUUAAGCACACUCUUUUGUAUUCAUUAAGUUUGUGUUUUUUUCACUUUUAUGGAGAAGGUAAAGAGGCUGGAACAGUUUCCUUUUUUUUUAAUUAAAAAAUCGUAAUUUACUUAAA